Lymnaea stagnalis (great pond snail) is the source of this 4631-nucleotide messenger RNA. NCBI's taxonomy places the organism in Eukaryota, Metazoa, Mollusca, Gastropoda, Lymnaeidae. The record is from the annotation of a GenBank genome assembly.
GGCCUAUAAAAUAAUGUGUCAUGUGUGUCAUGUGUGCUGAGAGUGUCGUCGUGGUCAGACAAGCCGCUACAGUGCUCUACUGAUUAGGUGAGUUCAUCAAAUGGCUGUAUGCAUUGUGUUCGUCUUAUCGUUGGCUCUUAGCACAGUCUUUAAAUAUGAUGUGACACUUAACCAAUAGCUGGCCAUGUACAUAACGAAUGACAGUGUUAACAGCCAAAGGGGCUGUGGCUGUCAUAAAAGCCAAAUGGGAUCUGGCUGUCAUAAUAGUCCAAUGGGGUCUGGCUGUCAUAAUGGCUAAAUGGGAUCUGGUUGUCAUAAUAGCCAAAUGGGAUCUGGCUGUCAUAAUAGCCAAAUGGGAUCUGGCUGUCAUAAUAGCCAAAUGGGAUCUGGCUAUCAUAAUAGUCAAUGGGAUCUGGCUGUCAUAAUAGCCCCAAUGGGCUCUGGCUGUCAUAAUAGCCAAAUGGACCUGGCUGUCAUAAUAGCCAAAUGGGAUCUGGCUGUCAUAAUAGUCAAUGGGAUCUGGCUGUCAUAAUAGCCCCAAUGGGCUCUGGCUGUCAUAAUAGCCAAAUGGACCUGGCUGUCAUAAUAGCCCAUGGGAUCUGGCUGUCAUAAUAGCCCAAUGGGAUCUGGCUGUCAUAAUUGCCAAAUGGGAUCUGGCUGUUAUAAUAGCCAAAUGGGAUCUGGCUGUCAUAAUAGCCAAAUGAGCUCUGGUAGUCUAAAUAACAUAGAUGUUACAGACAUACUUGGACAAAGGGUGGUGAAAUAAAUGCAUAAAGGCAAUAAACACCUCUACUGCUACAACUCUAUCACAUUGAAUACGUCACAGCACAUCAUCAUCAUCACAUAAAAAGUACAUUCGCCAACAGUUACCACAAACACGGAAUCCAUACAACAACUAUUGAAAACUUUUGGUGGCAUCGUUAUUUCCAUUCCAUUUUUACCUCAAAUAAAAAAUACGAUUAUUACCUAUAAGACUUUGCAAUUACCGUAUUACCUUCACCUUGUAGAGUCACAUUUACUUUAUUACAUAACUGGACAUUUUUAGAGUUCUUUUUCUUCCUCAAUUCACUUGCUAUCAGUGACCAAUGGGUGAAUGUCCCCUUAAGGUCACUUGCCAUCAGUUACCAAUGGGUUAAAGUCCCCCUAAGCAACUUUCUAUCAGUCAUCUAUGGGUUAAUGUCCCCUAAUGUUACCCAGAAGAGCAUUGACAAGUUAGAGGCGGUCCAGCGACUAUCAGCACGCUUUGUCCUAAACAGCUACAGGAAUACCUCUAGUGUUUGGCAGCAUGCUAGAAACACUAGGCUGGUCACCAUUGGAGAAACGACGACGACAAUCCAGGCUCUCCAUGAUGUACAAGAUAAAUAACUGGCUGGUCCACUGUUCCAGUAUUAAACAGAAACUCGUCCCUCUCCCCCAUAGACAGCGACGAGGCCAUGACAGGCAAUUCAGGCUCAUACCAGCAAGAAGCCAGUAUAGGAGCUGCUCAUUCCUGCCCAAGACAAUCAGGGACUGGAACCAUCUUUCAAAAGGAACGGUUGAGGCGACAACACUAGACCAAUGGGUUCAUGUACCUCUAAAGCCACUUGCCACUAACCAAUGGGUUAAUGACUUCCUCAGGCCACUUUCCAUCAGUGACCAAUGGGUUCUUUACUCCCAGGGACUUGCCAUCAGUGACCAUUGUGCUAUUGUCCCAUAAGGCCCAUUGCCAUCACUGACCAAUGUGUUAAUUUCCCCUAAGGCCACUUGCCAUUAAUGACCAAUGGUGUUAUGUCUUUCUUCAGGUCACUGACCAUCAAUGACCAUUGUUUUAAUGUCCUUCUUCAUAUCAUUGACUAUCAAUGACCAAUGUUCUAAUUUCCCCCUUCAGGUCACUGAUCAUCCAUUACCAAUAUUCUAAUGUCCCCCUUCAGGUUACUGUCCAUCAAUGACCAUUCUUGCAAUGUCCUCCUUCAGGUCACUGACUAUCAAUUAUCAUUGUUCUAAUGUCCCCCUUUAGGUACUGACCAUCAAUGACCAAUGUUCUAAUGUCCUCCUUCAGGUCACUGACUAUCAAUGACUAAUGUUCUAAUGUCCCCCUUCAGGUCAAUGACCACAAAUGACCAUUGUUUUAAUGUCCUUCUUUACAUCAGUGACUAUCAAUGACCAAUGUUCUAAUGCCCCCCCCCUUAGGUCAAUGACUAUCAAUAACCAUUGUUCUGAUGUCCACCAUUCCGUUUUUUUAAACCACAACAUACAAUUCUGAUUUAAAGAAAUAUUGUUAGUUACCGAGCUAUCCCCCCCCCCACACACACACACCCAACCACGCACGAUUGUUAGUUAUCGUGACCCCUAACACACACAUGAUUCUUAUUUAACCGGAUGUUGUAUGUAAUAGAUGAAUUAAAUGUAAGUCUGUUUAAAACUAUUUCUUUUCUCCACAGCUGUGUUCAUGGUCAAGUGUCUACAACAUAUUUUAACACAUUCUAAAAUGCUGCCUUCCAGAGGUCCCUUGAUGUUUAUCCUGCUCGUGCUAUCGGGAACGUGUGUCCCCUCUACUGCGCUGCUAGGACGAAAUGUCGAUGACCUUUUGCAGUUCUGGAGCGAUGCUCAAACCAAGGCCACCUCAAGUGGACUCGAGAUCCUUUUUAAAAACAACGCCACCUCUAAGACCUCAUUGCUGGCAGGUUGGCUGGCGCACGGCAAGGUCACGACCGACAUGGUGGCCUGUGAGCUGCCUGGAGAACUGAAGGACCAGGGUCAGUGUUUGGAGUGGACAAAUGGCUGGCGGGUUGAAAGCUUCUGGAAAAAUCUCGGUCGUCUUAACACUGUGACUGGUUUACAGUGCAGUACGGUUCACUGGAGGCCACCUCAAGAUGGCGCCGGGCAAGAGACGCCAGAAGAUUGUUACAACAUGACUGGUUUUUACUGGUUUGGCGGGUUCGAGUCGUCUUCCCAGGUCUGGCCGAUAAACACUUUCCAGGCGAACUCGUCUGCUUUUAUCACGGGUGACACCUACCAGUCCUUCAUGUACGGAGGCGUACUCGAGGGCAUGUUUCUUUCAUCUUCGGGGGUGGGAAUCUAUGUGGACGAGACCACGCCCCUUUACCUGAGCGUGAACCAAGCAGGGUCACACAUGCUGUGCCUGAAAGGAAAAGUGGGAGCCAACACGCCAUUUUUCAACGUUCCUCAAGCGUUCCUCAAGUAUGACAUCUGCAAGGCGGCCAACCUCCUCGAGCUGUGGCGGGGCGUCUCGGAAGUAUACCUCCCUAAGCCAGCGGUUGUCCCGUCGUCGGACGUCUUGAGGCACCCGGUGUGGACGACCUGGGCCAGCUACAAGGAGAACAUCAACGACUCCACGGUCUUGGAAUUCGCGGAGGACGUGUUGAAAAACAAUUUCAGCAUUUCUCAGCUGGAGAUCGAUGACAGGUGGACGCCUCACUAUGGAGAUUUCGUCUUUGACAAUCAAACGUUUUCCGGGGCGGCUAACUUGAUCAAGAACCUGACGCAGAAGGGAAUCGUCACCACCGUGUGGAUGCACCCAUUUUUAAACACAGAUUCCAACGCCUUCAGGGAACUCUCAGCUAAGGGUUACCUCAUACAGGAGCUCAAUUCAAGCAGACCACAUGUGGUGACCUGGUGGAGGGGGAGCGCUGGAGUUAUUGACGUCACCAAUCCCGACGCCGUAAAGUGGUACCUUGAAAAGGUCAAGGCCCUGCGAGACGCUUACAACGUCACUUCCUUUAAGUUCGACGCCGGGGAAAUCAGCUGGAUCGGAGGCCCUUACAAGCUGAGCAACCAACUAGCCCAUCCGAACUACCUGACGAGAACCUACAUCGAGAUGACCUUCCUGGCCGACACCGACCAGCGCCGACAGGAAGUAAGGGUUGGGUACAGAAGUCAGGCGUCCACGCUGAUGGUCCGCAUGCUGGACAGACAGAGUGACUGGAGCAACACUUUGGGCCUCAAAACUCUCAUCCCUUGUGCCCUCGUGUUCGGUUUCAUGGGCUACCCUUACGUCCUCCCGGACAUGAUUGGUGGAAACGCCUACGGGCCCAAUCCGGAUUCUGAGCUGUUUGUCCGGUGGCUCCAAGCCACCGUGUUUAUGCCAGUCCUUCAAUUUUCUAUAACGCCUUGGUCUUAUAACGCAACUGUCUUGGAACUGACCGGGAAAUACAUUCGUCUUCAUGAGCAAUACGCUGAUAAGAUCGUCGACUUGGCUGACCACGCCCAGAAAACUGGGGAACCCAUCAACAGGCCUUUAUGGUGGCUAGACCCCGAAGACACGACGGCCCUGCAGCUGGACUCAGAGUUCCUGCUCGGGGAUGACCUCCUCGUGGCCCCGGUGCUGGAGCAGGGUGCGAGGUCACGUGACAUUUAUUUACCCAAAGGUCAGUGGAGAGACGAGUUGAGAGGCCGGGUUGUACAGGGUGGGGCGUGGAUUCGUAAUUAUCCCGCCUCUUUGGAGGAGUUACCUUAUUUCACUAAGAUUGGCUAGUUGGCAAUGUCACUCAGGUAGUAAACCAACUGUCAUAGAGGUCACUCAGGCAAUAAACCACCUGGAAUAAAAGACAAUCAGAGAUUUCUGUUGUUUGUUAAAGCUCUAGUUAUUGCUACACACACCUUCCCAGCGUGUUGAGCGAUCAUUAAAAUCC